GCCACCUUGAUGUGGGGACUCGGGGUGGGCAACGACUACCCGCUGGGGCGGCGCCAGGGCGCUGCUCAAGCAGGUCCCGCCUCCGCCGCCGCAGGGAUCCCCGCAAGGCGACAUCCUGCAGCUGCAGCCUUCCAUGACCCUCACGAGAGUGGCCGAAGUGAACGACCUCAGCAUGUCCAUCACGCUUGAGUUCAAGUUAACCCUCACGUGGAGCGACCCUCGCGUUUACUUCCGCCACCUGGGCGUAACCGGCAAGAAGGGCACGAUGCUCACCAAAGAGGACGGCGGACGACUGUGGCGGCCGCUGCUACGCGUAGCCAACCUGGAUGGCAACAGUCUGAAGGAGCUGGGGCGCCGCUUCCAGGCAAAGGCCAUCGCUCCCCCAACCCAGCCGAACUUCAACGACGUGGACACAGAUGGCAUCUACGAGGGCCGAUACGUGCACCUACAAUUGACGCAGCGAUUUCUGGCGCGGGUGGCGUGCUACUUGGAGCUGUACUCGUACCCGUUCGACCAGCAGCGGUGCGCCGUGGAGGUGCAGCUGGCGCCGGAGUCUGGUGGCGGGGCGGCGGUGCGGUUCUCACCCAUGGCUGAAGUGAAGUACACGGGGCCCGAGACGCUGGCCAUGUACACGGUGAAGCACGUGCAGCGCACCAACGCCACAGAGAACAGCCUGAGGGUGGAGUUUGAGCUGCACCGGCGGCAGGGCGUCAUCAUGCUGUCCACCUUCCUGCCGUCAGGGCUGCUGCUGCUGGUGAGCUGGGCCACGCUGUUCGUGAAGAUCAGUGAACUCAACGUGCGCGCCAUCAUGUCCCUCACCACACUGCUGGUGCUGUACACACUCUUCUCCAACAUGUCCAACUCGCUGCCCGCCACCGCCUCCAUCAAGCUCAUCGACGUGUGGUUCUUCUUCAUUAUCUUCCUGCUCUUCACCAACAUCGUGGUGCACAUCUGCGUGCGUCCCACCACCACGCCCACCACCACCGCGACGGAGGUGAAGGUGUUUGUGCCCACGCAGCCACAACCGCCACCCAACAUGCCCGAGGCGCCCAGACUCCUGCGCUGGUACCGACUGGUCAUCCUACCGGUGCUAGUGGUGCUCUUCAACCUCAUGUUCUGGCUGGUGGUGCUCACUGAGUGACACACACACACACACACACACACACACACACACACACACACACACACACACACACACAGUUAGUUAGUUUUAUUGACUAAAAAUACUCGUAGAAUAAAGUGAAAGGUACAAAAUUCCCAAUGGUCCAAAUAAAGAUUCAUACAUUUCCAAACAUAGAUAAAAGCAAUGUCACCUAAGUAUUCUUUAAGAUUAGACGAUGCACGGUAACCAACAUUACCAAACAGUUACUAGAAUUAUCAUAUAACUGACAUAGAUACAUAACUCAACAUAACGGCUUAUAUAAUUUGACCAAUAUUAAUGCAAUAGUUAGUAUGCACAUUAUUCUAAGUAUUGUUUUCUUUUUAGGUCCUAUAACUAUUCAAAACUUCAUACACGUACUUACACAAAACAUUUAAGUCUUCUGUUUCAUUAAAUAACUCAUCAAAAUUUUGUUUGCUUAUCAUAAUU
This is a messenger RNA of Portunus trituberculatus (swimming crab), 1588 nucleotides long. RefSeq names its product ligand-gated ion channel 50-like. Gene Ontology annotation, molecular function: extracellular ligand-gated monoatomic ion channel activity; transmembrane signaling receptor activity; neurotransmitter receptor activity. The transcript has 2 exons. Gene Ontology annotation, biological process: chloride transmembrane transport; signal transduction; nervous system process. The coding region runs from base 134 to 1141 and encodes 335 amino acids. Gene Ontology annotation, cellular component: synapse; membrane; neuron projection. The record is from RefSeq and is a predicted model, not a curated record. NCBI's taxonomy places the organism in Eukaryota, Metazoa, Arthropoda, Malacostraca, Decapoda, Portunidae.